This is a messenger RNA of Amborella trichopoda, 1720 nucleotides long. RefSeq names its product Diacylglycerol kinase family protein (gene LCBK2). Lineage: Eukaryota; Viridiplantae; Streptophyta; Magnoliopsida; Amborellales; Amborellaceae. The record is from RefSeq and is a predicted model, not a curated record. Gene Ontology annotation, molecular function: kinase activity; ATP binding. Gene Ontology annotation, biological process: phosphorylation; phospholipid biosynthetic process.
CCAAUAAUUAUAUAUCCCUUUCGUUCGAUACGCUCCAUGUUUCGCCAUUUUAGAUGAGAAAAAAAUCUUACCCUCUCAAUCCUUUGCAACUAAAUCGAGAGCAUAAAUGGUUUAUGGUAUCAUCAAUUCUUCGUCAAUUCUAUUGCCUAAGCCAGCAACAAGCUUUGCUAUCAGAUCAGAGCAAUCCACUACUGCCACUGAUGUAUCCAUGAACCCUACAAAUUGUAGGCCCUCGCCUUCGAGACGCCGCGAAUUCGUAUUCAUCGUUAACCCUAAAGGCGCCAAUGGCCGCGCAGGCAAACAGUGGAAGAAAAUAUUGCCAUAUCUCAAGUCUCACUUGGGAGAAGAAUACAUUAUACGUGAGUCUUUAACUUCUGGCCCCUCUUAUGCUAUUGACAUUACGAGGGAGGCCAUAAAACAGGGAGCUGAUGCUGUGAUAGCAGUUGGAGGUGACGGAACUCUUCAUGAGGUUGUGAAUGGCUUCUUCUGGGCAGGAAAUCCUGUACUCGCUCAUAAUCAAGGUGGCACACAUGCAACAACUGCACUUGGUCUUAUUCCGCUAGGAACAGGAUCUGAUUUUGCCAGAUCAUUUGGCUGGAAAAAUGAUCCAUAUGAAGCAAUCAAUCGGAUCGUUAAAGGACAGAAGAGCAGGAUUGAUGUUGGUGUUAUCACAGAUAAGAGCAAUGGAGCUCAUUAUUUUAUAAAUGUUGCUGAUAUACACCUGAGUGCGAAGGCAGGAUAUUAUGCUUCCAUGUAUAAAAGAUUUGGAAACUUGUGUUAUGUUAUAGGUGCUUUGAGAGCCUUUAUGGGGCACAGUAAUCAGGAUCUUAAGAUCAAGAUCAAUGAUGGUGACUGGGAAAUAUUUCCUCAAGUGACAGCUCUCUGCAUUGGAAAUGCCAAAUUCUUUGGUGGUGGUAUGAUGAUCACCCCAACAGCUGACCCUCACAGUGGAAGUCUUGAGGCUGUGAUCCUGCAAAAUUUCAAAUGGUAUGACUUCAUUCUUAAGCUGCACAAAUUGUAUAGAGGGACACAUCUAUCAGAGAAAAAUAUAUGUUUAAGAAGUGUUCGAUCAAUUGAGGUGGAGGAAGUUGUGCAGAGUGGUGGAAUCUAUAUUCAGUCUGAUGGAGAGCAUUUAGGGUGUCUUCCAAGGAAAUUCCGUAUAUUGCCUGCUGCAAUUGAGAUGUUUGUUUAAUUAAGGUGUUUCUUUUGGUUAUUUUGGUUCUUCCACCUACUUGUUUCAGUUUUUAUUGUGACCCUUUCCUAGGUAAUCAAUUUUUCCAUUGACCUCAACAUAGAAGCGGAUCACAAAUUUUAAGAUAUUUGGGACCUCAUUGCUCUUGGAUUGUUAGGUAUUGGAUGUUAAAGGGAAAGAAAUUUGGAUUGUGUAGAACUCAAUGACAGAAGAAAUUGAAACCAGGCAGGAACAGGGCCAAGGCACAAGUGGUCAAGGUGGCGGGUUGCUGCAGCAUGAUGGCUUGGGUUUCAUCCUAUUGGGUACCAAGUUAACACAACAGGAAAAGAAAAAGGCUCCUCUUCCUUCAUUUAUGGUCAUUUAUUCCCUUUCACUUUCAAUUUUGGAAAAUGUUUCCUAGAGAAUUCGCUUACAGAUAUUGUUGUAAGAGAAUUCUAUGGUGGUUGGAUCCUUGUCCAUCGUGAUAUGUGGAUAAAUAUGUUGAUGGUAAUCAUUGGAGUGCCUUCGUAUCUAAAAAGUUGGAUUGAA